AUGGCGUUAUCCGCGUCAUAUAUUACGUCAGCUACAUCAGCUGGCACGUCAAAAUUAUCAUUUCGUGCAAGACAAUUGGAUGUUGCAAGGCCAAUGCGUAUUUAUCUGUCUGAUGAAAUACCUGAUCUCGAUGAAUGCACACCAAUUAAUCGUGCUGUUGCUCAAAUGCCUACUGGUAUGGAAAAAGAUGAAGAAAUGGUUGGUUUUAAUUUUUUCAAUAUCCACGUUGUUCGCAUUAAUAAUUUGAAAGGGUCAAGGGUAUUCUUGAAAUCUUUUGGAAGUGUAUUUUCAAUAGUGAGAACAAAAGAAACGUAG
Messenger RNA from Dracunculus medinensis (Guinea worm), 315 nucleotides. NCBI's taxonomy places the organism in Eukaryota, Metazoa, Nematoda, Chromadorea, Rhabditida, Dracunculidae. The record is from the annotation of a GenBank genome assembly.